UUUUAUUGCCCGCCAUCGUCCGUCCCGGUAUCGUGCAUACUGCAUUCCCGCAUUCAUUGCAUAGUCCAGGGACGCAGACCUUUGUGUGCACAAUUCAAUGAGUUGUGUCUCAAUCUCUUCUGUGUCGUUGUUCACUAGUCUAGGUGCGCGUGCGUUAGUCAAGACAGAUAUUAUUAGAGAAUAUUAACAGUCACGAUGACGGAUGCUGAUUUGAGUGACAUUUCUUCUACAAGCGAUGUAAAUUAUUCGGACAUCGACUUCGAUACACCAAACACAACAGACAUGAAGUUAAGUGACGUCAGUGACUACCCAUAUAAUGACGAUUCUGUUAGGAACAUUUUAUUUGAAAGAAAAAAAAAACUAGCCCUGAGAUCAUCAGAUUCAUCGUCAUUGCUUUCAGAAAAUGAAUUUGACGCGGUGUCGUUAUCUUCAUAUGUAACGAGCUAUGGAAAUACCAGCCAAUAUGAUACUAAAUGUGCUGUUAUAUUGUGUAAUGCAAAUGCAAGAAAUCAGUUUGAUAGAUUAUUUUUCAUCAACUUUCCAAAGGAUAACAAAAAUCUUUGUGAAAUUUGGUGGAGAUUAUGUGGACACUACGGUUUGUUUAAUCCUUUGUCAAAGAUAUGCUCUAUUCAUUUUAAGGCAGACGAUUUUACUUCUAAUAUGGUUAGAAGAGAUGGAAAACUCUAUAAACAAACUAUAUUGAAAAACAAUUAUAUUGUACCAACUCUUUAUUUACAACCGUUUGAGUAUGCCAAGUUUACUAGGAAACGGAAAAAACGUGUUAAUGAUGUUUGCAAGCACAAGAAAUUAACAUCAAUUUAUGUAUGUGUAAUUCAAGGCUGUAAGAAAACAUCUUUAAAAUAUGGGAAAACUACAUUAUUCUUUAAAUUUCCACUCGAAAACAAAUUUAUGCUUAAAAAAUGGUUAAAUAUUAUAGGAUUACCUUUUUGGAAACCAUUAAAAACUAAUCGAAUAUGCUCUGAUCAUUUUGAAAGUUAUUACAUUAUGAAGAUUAAUAAUGUUUAUCAACUUAAUAAGUAUGCAGUUCCAUCAAUGAAACCAAAAAACUUGUUUGUCUUGAACCACGCAGAUUACAAUAGCAGAGAGUUCGAAACAUCUAUUAAUGAUCAUAAUAAUCCAUCUGAUUUUAGUAGACUAGAAUUUAAUACAGUAGAUAAAAAUACUUUGGUAGUUAAAGAAAAAAAAAGAAAAAAUGAUAAUAAUGAAAAAACUAUUUUGCUAACAUUGUUAGAAAAUAAGAUAGAUGAAGAACUAAAAAAAUAUGAUAAAAUACUUGAAGCAACAAAACUUUCAAAUUUACCGGUAUUACAAGACAGUGUUAAAGAAAUACAAUUAUUAAAUUCCUCAACAAAGUGUAGUAGUUUAAAUGUUGAGGAGAUUUUGGAUGAUGUUAAUGAAAUGAAAGAAUUUCAAUCUAAAGAGAAGACUAAUUUAAGUUUAACUAAACAAUAUUUAGAAUCAUUUGAAAAAGAAAUUGCAAAAGAAAGAGAGAACGUGAAUGGAAAUAUAAAUAAUAAUGAUAUGAAUUUAGAAUAUGUUUAUAUGGAUAUAUUAAAUGAUGUGAAUAUGAAUGCAAGUAUGAUGGAAGUUCAACCUACACGUGAUACAAACAAUAGUUUAAAAGAUGAAAAUAAUGCUACUGAAUUAGAAUUUGAAACAAAUAAAAAUAGUUUGAAAAAUAUGUCUGUAGAAUCAAUAAAGACAAAUAUAUUAUUUGAAGAAAAAGAGGUGAUAAAUAAAAUUUCAAAUAGUAAUGAUAUUGAUUUGGAAUAUGUUUAUUUGGGUAUGUUAAAUGAUGAAAAUAUGAUAGGAAUACAACCUAUAUAUGAUACUAAUAUUAGUGUAAAAGAGGAAUCUAAUGCAACUGAAAUAGGAUUUGAAACAAAUAAUUCAAAAGACAUAAUUUCAAAAUCCACAAAGCUUAAAAUUGUUGAAGAAACUCCUGAAUCUAUCAUUUAUGAUCAAGCCUUAACAGAAUGUUAUGGUGAAAUGCUUCCACCUUAUUGCGACCCAAAGUGUCAACUAAAAUGUUAUUAUUCUGUACCUGGUCCUCAACGAAAAGAAAUGUUUAAUCAAUUCCAUAAAUUGCAAAAUGUGACUGAACAAAACUGUAAAAUUGCUCAAUUAGUACAAAUUGUUAUGGUUGAAAAUCUAGAAAGUAAUUUUGAGAGGAGUGUGACAUGUCAUUUAACUAUGAAUAAAGAAUCUGUUAAGGUCUGCCGAGUAUUUUUUAUUAAUACAUUGGGUAUUUCUGAACACCGUCUCGAUGCCAUUUUGAAACCAGUCAAUUACAGUUGGUAUUCUAAUAGAGAUACUGCGUUGAAUGCUAAUCAUCCAAAACAAUCAAAAGUAAUAAGCGAGCAAAUUUUGAUCACAAAUUUCAUGAAAGAAUCUUUAAAACUGUUAGACAAGGAUUACAAUCUAUAUGUCCCUGAGAGUGAUACCGAAAUUAAUCUGGAAAAUGUACCAUCUGAAGAACAAGAAAAAGUGUUAAUGUACAUAAAAAGUAUUCCUAGAAUUUUAUGUGUGCCCAAAAUCCCUGGAGACUUUAAGAAACAAUUAUUUGAAACCAGUAUCUGUAUGGGAUAUAUGUAUAAAACCUAUUCUGAAAACUAUAUUAGAAACAAAAUUCCACCGCCAUUUACAAAACGUCAGUUUAAAAAAAUCUACAACAAGUAUAUGAAGUCUCAUUUAAAAAUGGUUUAAAAUCAAAUUAAUUUUAUUACUGUUAUAUUUAUAUUCAAACAGUUUUAAGAAAGGAAUAGCCUAU
This is a messenger RNA of Rhopalosiphum maidis (corn leaf aphid), 2791 nucleotides long. RefSeq lists its product as uncharacterized. The coding region runs from base 196 to 2727 and encodes 843 amino acids. Lineage: Eukaryota; Metazoa; Arthropoda; Insecta; Hemiptera; Aphididae. The transcript has 12 exons. The record is from RefSeq and is a predicted model, not a curated record. Gene Ontology annotation, molecular function: sequence-specific DNA binding.